GGAGGGGGGCACAGACACAGAGGUAUAAAUAUCGAAGAUUCUAGAGGAAAUCAUCACAUCACAGCAAGAGAGGGGAAAGAGCAGAAGCGUGCGACAGAGAGAGACGAAGGAAAAGUGUGACCUUUGAAGCACACGUGAAGAAUAGAGAGACGAAGAAGACGACCAAAGAGAAGAGAAGAAACAGAGGAAUCAGAAUAGGAGGAGAGGGCACUGAAGGGGGAAGAAAUACUGCAAUCAAAUCCAUCUUAAGGUAACCAUGUUUGGAGCUCACAUACACACGGCAGAAAGGACUCUCCUAUUUGGUGCCCUCCUUGUGAGUGUGCUCACGCCAUGCCUCUCUGUCUAUAGAGGAGGAGAGUGCUACUUCAACACCAAAGGAAGCUGUGAGUACCAGGGAAAGGUAUAUGGUAUAGGAGAAAGCUGGAUAAAUACAGACUGCUACCAGUGUAUAUGCAUGGAACCGUUUGGAGUUGGCUGCUGUGAAGAUGGCUCACAACCUGUAGAUUAUCCUGACUGGUGUGAGGUCAUCAGGAAGCCAGACUCCUGCAUCAGUGUCGCAGUGAUGCGGGCCAAUCACAAGCUUCCUUGCCUCUUCGGAAAGUGGGGUAGGCUGCGAGGUGAGAGCUGGAAGACGGACAACGACCCCAUGUUCUAAUCUACUCACACCUGACAGCCUCUGAUACAGCCAAUACCGUCAAGAUUCGUGCAAGAAGUGAAAAGCACACAAGAAAGCCUCGGAUGAAAAGAUUUGCACACACAACUGCAGCUAUUUGUAGAAUAUUUUACUGGUUGUCAUAAUAAUAUUUUCAGUUUUAACAUGGCUUACAUGAAUCACUAUGAAAUCCAAUGUCUGAAUUAUUGAUUGGUUAAAUAAAAAGCUGUUUCAUUACUGAG
This is a messenger RNA of Clupea harengus (Atlantic herring), 894 nucleotides long. RefSeq names its product microseminoprotein, prostate associated 2 (gene msmp2). Gene Ontology annotation, cellular component: cytoplasm. The record is from RefSeq and is a predicted model, not a curated record. NCBI's taxonomy places the organism in Eukaryota, Metazoa, Chordata, Actinopteri, Clupeiformes, Clupeidae.